This is a messenger RNA of Phytophthora sojae, 465 nucleotides long. RefSeq lists its product as hypothetical. NCBI's taxonomy places the organism in Eukaryota, Oomycota, Peronosporomycetes, Peronosporales, Peronosporaceae. The coding region runs from base 1 to 465 and encodes 154 amino acids. The record is from RefSeq and is a predicted model, not a curated record. The transcript is spliced from 3 exons.
AUGUCCGCUGCAGGCAGCGGCAGCGCAAUUGAUGCAAUUGACGCCGCCGUCGAUUACGAUGGCCAGCUGAAGGCGCCGGCGCAAGUGGCAAGUCUGCGGAAGGCGGCGGCAAAGCAGCGUUUCUGCGAUGGAAACCCAAGCAACCCAGGGGGCGUCUCGACAAAGGAGACGGGCUCGGUCUGGGAAGGGGCGCGUCUGAAGAUCCACGCGCUGGCUCGCGACAUCGCAUUGGCGAGGCCGGCGGCCUCGAGGUCUCCGAUGCUGUUCUGGCGGAGGCUGGCCAGCUCCACGCCGCCAGGCUGGGGCUUUUCAGCGUCGGCGGCGCCGUCGGCCCGCGGAGAGACGCGGCGCGCCAAGUCACGCGCGAGUCAACGCCGCCCAGAAAACGGCAACGGGAUCAAGCCGCGCCAGCUGCCGGCGGUAAAAUGGCCGGACUUUUGCACCGGAGGCCGGCCAAGUCGAUGA